Lytechinus variegatus (green sea urchin) is the source of this 2094-nucleotide messenger RNA. RefSeq names its product alpha-(1,6)-fucosyltransferase-like. Gene Ontology annotation, biological process: protein N-linked glycosylation. Gene Ontology annotation, molecular function: protein binding; alpha-(1->6)-fucosyltransferase activity. The transcript is spliced from 10 exons. Bases 335 to 2071 code for a protein of 578 amino acids. The record is from RefSeq and is a predicted model, not a curated record. Lineage: Eukaryota; Metazoa; Echinodermata; Echinoidea; Temnopleuroida; Toxopneustidae.
GUUCAUGCGUGCGAUGCAGGGGCAACUUGGAGCCAACAGUGCGAACAAGUAGCCUUCUGGAAUCCUCAGCUUUCUAGUUUCGGGCUGGUAGUGAGCUUAUAGUUUAAAACUGGAGUGCAUAUAGAUAUACAGUCAUGUACAUAUUCAUGAGGUUGGAAAUGACAAUUAUGUGAACAUACGCAUGCAGGAGACCAAAGAAAAUGUAGGAUAUUGUAGGCAUCAAUUCGUCUGUCACUCCGCUCCUUCGAUUUCCUGCUUUUUCAUUCAUCAGUGUUGUCAAACGUGAGAGAAUACCAGUUGCCCGACGAGUGCGAAGGAUUGGGAAGUGUGAACCAUGCGGAUGUCAUAUAAAUUUGGGCUGAUCAUGGGGUUAACCUGGUUGGGUGGUCUGAUCUAUCUCAAGUCUGUAGGAGAGCAGCAGGAUCUUGCCAAAGAGUUAAUCAUCGUCAGGCAGAAGUAUGAAGAUCAGAAGAUACGUAUUCAACAAUUAGAAGGCUUGGUAGCUAGGUCAUCUUACAAUGAUGGCAAGGAAGGAGUAAAUGUUAUUUCAAGAAUGGAAAGAGAAAAUAAAGGAAAUGUUCAGGAUACGAGGCAACAGGAGCAGGCAUCAGAUUCAAAUUCCAAUCUACAGUACUGUGGAUCUGAGCCUUCCCUUGCCUAUGAAAAGAUACGAAGGAAAAUUGAUAACGGGGUAACAGAGAUCUGGUACUAUAUAAGAUCACAACUCACUCAACUCAAGAAAUCAAGUGGAGAUCAGAAAACGCAAGUCAAAAUUGAUCAGAUUUUAGAAGAUGGCGGAGAACAGCAAAGGUCUAUCAUGACAGAUAUCUACAACUUAAGCAGAGUGGAUGGGUACUCAUCAUGGAGACAAAAGGAGGCGAAGGAGCUGACGAAACUUGUUCAACAGAGAUUACGUUAUGUACAGAACCCGAAAGACUGCAGCAAGGUAAAGAAGAUUUCGUGCAAUAUAAGAAUACCGUGCGGCUAUGGUUGCCAACUUCACCACGUGACGUACUGCUUGUUGGUUGCCUUUGCCACCGGGAGGACACUUGUCCUGGAUUCUAAGGGUAUGAAAUAUGCCAAGGAGGGAUUGGACAAGUACUUCCUUCCCCUCAGUGAGACGUGUCUUGACCACAACGGGAAUUCAACAGGCAGAUGGGGACAACAAGGUUUCGAAGAUCUUCAAGUGUUGACCCUCCCGAUCAUUGGUGGCUUUCAUCCUCGCCCAGAUUGGCUGCCCUUGGCCAUCCCCCAAGAUAUCUCCCAGAGGCUAAUGAGGCUACAUGGUAAUCCGAUUGUAUGGUGGAUGGGACAAUUGGUGAUGUACAUCCAGAGACCGCAACCCUCCUUCCAAAAGGACAUCGACAAGAUGAAAGAAGCUAUUGGGUUUACUCAUCCCAUCGUUGGAUUACAUGUCAGGCGGACGGAUAAAAUUGGGACCGAGGCGUCCUUCCAUGCGAUAGAAGAAUACAUGUUUCACGCUAUAGAAUAUUACCAGAGACUUGAAAGGAGGCAAAAAGUGCCAGUCAGAAAAAUUUACCUGGCAACAGAUGAUGCUAAUCUUCUCAAAGAGGCAGAGGAAAAAUACCCCGAUUAUGUCUUCAUUGGUGAUCAUUCAAUAGCUAAAUCGGCUGGCCUUUCAUCAAGAUACUCAGAUGAUUCCUUACGCGGCAUCAUCCUUGAUAUCUACUUCCUUUCUCGCACUGAUUUCUUUGUCGGCACAUUUUCUUCGCAGGUGUCUCGAGCGGUGUAUGAGAUGAUGCAGUAUUUACAUGAGGAAGGUGCUUCUGCAAACUUCCGAUCCCUUGAUGAUAUCUAUUUCUUCUGUGGAAUGCAUGGCCGCAAUCAGACCGCCCUCUACAAGCACAAACCACGUGGACCCGAAGAGAUAGAAAUGAAACCUGGAGACAUUAUUAGUGUGGCUGGCAACCACUGGGAUGGAUACUCAAAAGGAACAAACUUGAAUUCAGGAUCCAAGCGAACCGGGCUCUAUCCAUCGUAUAAAGCUGAAAUUAAUGUCAGAAUCGCUAAGAUGCCUACGUAUCCAGAAGCAGAGAACUUCCAUUUAUAAUUCAAAUCAGUGCAUGCAUGGCC